UUGGUCAACGACGAAGAGCCUGCAAGAGCCUACUGGAACGCUUUCGACCUCCUGUGCAGCAUUGCGUACCUCACCGCCACAAGCCUGUCACAAGCAUAUGCGCUCAGCAGUACAACUUGACCUUCGAAGUCUACCCCCUCGCCAGAGCUCUGUCGAAUUCUCGUGCGCCCUCGAAAAGAGUUCCCGCCCUAAGCGUGCGGAACGGCUCUUCCCUUUGGGUCCAGGUUUCUUUUUAUCCUUGCAUAUGAAAAGCCAGCGACAUGAAUCCAACUCCAACACGAGUGCUGGCGCUGCUAGCGCGGCAAGCUGCCGAAUCGAGCGCCAACGCCGCCGCCUCGGGCGCUCUUCCCACGUCAAUCAAUACAACUGCUUCUGCAUCCUCGGCGAUGGCCUCGUUGUCGUCGCUGAUGGCGUCCGCGUCGCAAGCGCUCGCGUCCGAGUCGAAGGUCGCUGCGGGUGACGACGGAGCAGCAAACCCAGGAUACUUCAAGUACAUCGGCAUUGCCAUGGCCAUCUCCAGUGGUUUCUUCAUCGGGUCCAGCUUCGUGCUCAAGAAGCGCGGCCUGCUCGCCGCGCAAAAGAAGUUCAAUUCCACCGCCGGCGAAGGGCUGAGCUACCUCAAGAGCCCGCUCUGGUGGAGCGGGAUGAUCAUCAUGAUCCUGGGCGAAGUACUGAACCUCGUCGCGUAUUCGUUCACCGACGCCAUCCUCGUCACUCCGAUGGGUGCGCUCAGCGUUGUUGUCUCCGCCAUCCUCUCCUCGUUCUUCCUGGAAGAGAAGCUCUCCAUGUUCGGCUGGCUUGGCUGCGGCCUCUGCAUCCUUGGCUCGACGAUCAUCGCGCUGAAUGGGCCAGACCAGCAUGCAAGCGGGCAGAUCAAGGUGUUUGAGAAGAUGUUCAUCGCACCCGGCUUUCUCGCCUGGACGGGCGUCUGCCUCGUCGUUGCGCUGGGCCUCAUCUUCUUUGCGGUGCCAAAGUGGGGCAAGAAGAACAUGCUGGUGCACAUCAGUAUCUGCAGCGUCAUUGGCGGUUUGAGCGUCAGUGUCACCAGCGGCCUCGGCAGCGCUAUUUUGCUCAGCAUCAGAGGUCAGAACCAGUUCAAGUACUGGUUCAUCUAUUUCCUCCUUGGCUUUGUUAUCGUCACGCUUGUGACAGAGAUCAUUUACCUCAACAAAGCGCUUGAGCUGUUCAACACCGCCAUGGUGACGCCGACGUACUAUGUCCUUUUCACCUUUAUGACGCUCGUCACUUCCAUCGUCCUCUUCCAGGGCCUUUCUGCGUCUGUUGUCGCCAUCGUCACGAUCGUACUUGGUUUCCUCGUCAUCUGCGUGGGAAUCACCAUUCUACAGCUGAGCAAGAUCGAUCCCGAAGAUCUCGCGCAGAAACCAGGCAUCGACCGCUCAACGACGAUGCUCCUCAAAGCGUCUCGCUCUCAUCUCCGGCAGUCUGAAAAGGGCGAGAGUACGCAGAUCGAAGAUCCCGGUGUGGACACGAUCCGCGGAGGCCUGGGCAUCGUCGGGUCUGUCAUCAGAGCACGCUCCUCAAGCCGGUUGUCGAGGCGCUUCAACAGCAGUGCGGACGAAUACCGCGUAGGGGAUGAGAUGGGUGCACUCCGAGGUGUGGGACACGAUGUGGAGCGGUAUCAGCUGCACGAUGGGCCUGUGCCGCGCUCGCCGCUCGGCGGUGGUGGGGCGAGCGCAUCGGACAGGGCAAUAUCUACCAUGCCGCCGCAGAUGCCGCUCAAGCGCGACACAGCCAUCUCUUGGGCAUCCGGCACAGAGGGCCACGACCGCGAAAAGGUGCCUGGAUCGCCCCUCGCCGGGCCCGGAUUCGGGCCUGGUGGCAGCGCCAUGGCCACUCUAUCCGUGUUGACGCCCACGUCCGAGGAAGCAGACCUCAGCGGGACGACGACCAGCACGGCCAUGUCGAGCAGCGCUACGCCUGCGGACGAAUACAACAACGAAGAGAUCGUCCGGCGCGUCUACCACACCGAGCCGCGCGGCGCUUUGCAGUCGCACCAUGACGCGCGUGCGCAGUUGGCUGCAGCGCACGGAGGACCUCUAUUACAAGGAGCUCCAGGUGGACCGAGCAGCUCGUCGGCAUUACAGCAGGGCAAAUAUAUUGAUCCGUACGCCGUCCCGCGGUCGGUGGGUCCAGCCUUGCCUGUAAACAAUAACAUUCGGACCAUGUGGGAGCACGCCAAGAAGGGUCCAGCAGAUGUGACGGCUCUGUCGGAGGACGGAAGCGGAGGUCAGUCGGAGUUUGGGCUCUCCUCGGUGCUCAACAGGGAGGGCGAGAAGCAACGGUCCGAUAAGGAAUAUCCACUGCGUAAGGGCGGAAGGCCCUCGAGCGAAGAGGACGAGCUGCUGCGACCGCAGGCGACCAACGACUCCGAGGAGGAGGAGGAACGCGCUAAAGAACGCCAGCAACGGCGCUUCGCUUUCUUCUAGCGCUCGCCAGUGGAACAAAGGUGGUGAUGAUGAAGAGGACGAUGAGGAACAAAACCAUCAUGGACAAUCGUAUUGACUCUAAUGGCCGAACUAUGAAGCUACACUUGGGGAACAUGCGGCAUUUAUGUGUUUGAG
Tilletiaria anomala UBC 951 is the source of this 2582-nucleotide messenger RNA. Its product is annotated as DUF803-domain-containing protein. The transcript has 4 exons. The record is from RefSeq and is a predicted model, not a curated record. Gene Ontology annotation, cellular component: membrane. Gene Ontology annotation, biological process: magnesium ion transport. Lineage: Eukaryota; Fungi; Basidiomycota; Exobasidiomycetes; Georgefischeriales; Tilletiariaceae. Gene Ontology annotation, molecular function: magnesium ion transmembrane transporter activity. The coding region runs from base 261 to 2447 and encodes 728 amino acids.